This is a messenger RNA of Poecilia reticulata (guppy), 4749 nucleotides long. It is a transcript of the gene itih6, whose product is annotated as inter-alpha-trypsin inhibitor heavy chain family member 6. Gene Ontology annotation, biological process: hyaluronan metabolic process. The record is from RefSeq and is a predicted model, not a curated record. Gene Ontology annotation, molecular function: serine-type endopeptidase inhibitor activity. NCBI's taxonomy places the organism in Eukaryota, Metazoa, Chordata, Actinopteri, Cyprinodontiformes, Poeciliidae.
UUCUCAUGAGGAUUUUCGCUGAAUACAAAUGGAGAUGAAACUUUUAACAUUUUCUAAUCCAUCCAUUCUCUCUGGCAGUUAAUCCAUGUUGGGUCAGUGGUAGGAGGGUUGAGUUGGUGCGUUUUGGGAACCUACUGGACAGAAUCUAUCCGAGCCAGAUAUUUAUUUAUCUGACUAAAUGUGAGGUGAGAAAAUACAUUCGUAAACUUCAAUGGAUCUUAACCGCUGCUGCACGGAUUUAUUUAUUUAGGUUUUUCAAACCGGCAGUGGAAGGGGAGGAGAUGGAGGCGUUUUCAUCCAAACCUUGGAUCCGGGUGCCAGUCACCCCUCAUUUCUCUCCGACCUCGGUGGCAGCAUGUGUGAACCCGAGCUGUGCGCAAACCUCCCUCUGACGUCUGCGCUGUACCCGCUUUUCUUUUGCUCUCACCUAUCGCAGGUGUAACUUGGUCAGAUCUCAUUUUUAGGGCGCUCUCACAUGGAUCGGAGCUAAAAUUACUCCCGCUUGAAGCUUGUGUAAAAUGCGCCCAACGUGAGAUCACCGGACGUUUUUCUUCGGUUUUAAUCCAAAGGUCGAAUCGUUGCAAGCAUGAAGGUUUUGAGGAUUCAAUGUUUUCUUCUUUGCGUUUAUUACUGCGCACAAGAAGGAUUAUCGGGGGAUUUUAAGACGCAUCUUAGGAGGAAUUUACAAUUCCAGAGAACAAAACGUCAAAGCAAACCAGCAAAACCAGUGCUAAAGGUCACAGACUACCAUGUCAGGUGUUCGGUGGUGUCUCGUUACGCUGUCACAACGAUCCAGAGUUCGGUGUGGAACCAGAUGCCCAUCACUAAAGAGGCAGCGUUUGAGGUGGACCUGCCCUCGUCGGCGUUCAUCUCCAACUUUACCAUUGCCUCCAAUGGUAAGGUGUAUGUUGCCCAAGUGAAGGAAAGAGCGUCAGCCAGGAAAAUUUACGACGCCGCUAAAAAGCAAGGAAAAACAGCYGGACUUGUCGCCACCAAAGAAAGGGAAAUCGAGAAGUUUCGUGUAGCAGUGAGCGUCCCAUCGGGAACCCGGAUGUCUUUUGUCCUGACCUACGAGGAAUUGUUACCUCGUCGACUCGGCCGCUACGAGCUCAGUUUGGGUCUGAGGACCGGGCAGCCGGUGCAGAACCUCACGUUGGAAGUCAGCAUAAAUGAAAGGACGGGGAUCAGUUUCAUCAAAGCUCUUCCUCUGAAGACGAGUCGACUGCUGUCGAACUCUGCCCAGGGUGACUCCAGCCCUCCUGCCUCCACUCGGGUUGAGCAGAGCGAUAAUUGUGCUAGAAUUUACUACAACCCAACUCUUCAUCAGCAAACCAGCGCAUCCCCCAAAGGGUUAAAUGCAGACUUCAUCAUUCAGUAUGAUGUGGAGCUCAAAGACCUCUCGGGUGACGUUCAGGUGUAUGAUGGCUACUUUGUGCAUUACUUUGCACCAAGAGGGCUUCCAGUGGUUCCCAAGGAUAUUAUAUUUGUCAUAGAUGUCAGUGGGUCUAUGAUAGGCACCAAGAUAAAGCAGACCAAGCAGGCGAUGAACACCAUCCUUGGAGACCUUAGAGAAGGAGACCACUUUAACAUCAUCACCUUCUCAGAUAAGGUUCACACUUGGAAGAAAGGUCGAACAGUGCGAGCAACUCGGCAGAACGUGCGAGAGGCCAAAGAGUUUGUGAGGAGAAUUAAUGCAGAAGGAUGGACGAAUAUCAACGCAGCUCUUCUAUCUGCUGCCCAGCUUGUUAACCCGUCAUCCUCUGGAUCCUCCAGCCGCCCUGCAUCCCAGCGGGUUCCCCUGGUUAUCUUUCUGACAGAUGGGGAAGCGACCACUGGAGUGACAUCUGGUGACGCCAUCCUUAAUAACGCCAAGAAGGCAUUGGGCUCGGUUACUCUGUUUGGCAUUGCCUUUGGCGAUGACGCGGACUUCCUUCUCCUAAGACGCCUGGCUUUGGAGAACCGAGGUGUGGCCAGGAUGGUGUAUGAGGAAGCAGAUGCAGCUUUGCAACUGAAGGGUUUCUAUGAUGAAGUGGCCAACCCUUUGCUGUCAGACGUCCAGCUUUCCUACAUGGACGAUCAGGCGUUUGAUGUCACCCAUACCCUGUUCCCAAACUACUUCCAAGGCUCGGAGUUAGUUGUGGCAGGAAGGGUAAAACCUGGAGUCAAAGACUUAAAGGUGUCGGUCUCAGCAACCGAUUCAAAGCAUAACAUAAGCCUGGAAGAUAAUGUGCUUAUUUCCAGUGCAAAAGAAAAUGGGAGCAGAGGUUUUUUAAACUGUUCAGGAGAGUUGGAAGGAGUGUCCAACUUUGUGCGUCGUCUCUGGGCAUAUUUCACCAUCAAAGAGCUACUACUGGGCAAACUCAAUGCAACUGACCCUGCAACUCAAAGGUUACUGGCAGAGAAAGCCACCAACCUCUCCCUCAAAUAUAACUUUGUGACCCCAGUCACUUCUUUGGUUGUUGUAAAGCCAGAUGCAGAUGAAGCAGCUCAGCCAUUGACCACUGUGAAACCCACAACUACUGGCACCACCACCACCACCACAGCAACAACAACAACAACAGUGCGCCCCAUCGAAAUGUUAACCACUAGAGUUCCCAGAAAGCCCAGCCUUAGGUUAGCCAAACCACACCCUCCUCAACAACCUGCAAGUAAACAGAAAACGAAGCCUUUGCCAGUGUCUCUGGCUAAAACAAAGGCUCCUCCAGCCAAAAAAACAGCCAUAAACCCAAGUCCCAGGCCUAUCAAAACUGCCCCAGCAACAAUCUCUGGAAAAAAACUUGCUACCUCCCAGGAUGAUCCAAAAACACCCCUUCAUUCUCCAAAGUUAUCCACUUCUCUUCUAAAUGCUCUAAAAACCGCACAGCCUCCUGCUCCUGGCAAAACGACCAUUAUCCCAACGACAACAGCUAUGCAAACAUUGGAUACCAGCACUUCACCACACCUCACUUCAUCCAGAACCGACCCUGCAGCUGGAACAAGGAGAACCAGUCCUGGGAAACCAUCAGGGCCAUUUUCAGAGGUGGGGAACCGCACCAAGUCUGYCCCAGAUCUUCAUCAGUCUGAAACUCCUGUAGCCACACUGCGCUCGCCCACCCCGGCCUCACCGCCAGACGUUGGACACAACAGCUCAAAUCUAGACGUUGACACCAGUCUGAGCAUUGCCACCCUGGUGUUGGGGACCUUUGCUCCCAUGCCCGGCGUUACAGAAGGACCAGGACUGUGGGAAGCAGCUGGACUUCUGGAUGUCUCUACCUCCAUUCAAAGUGAAGAAGAUCUGAAUCUUGUUACAGAUUUUGAUGCAACAUAUAAUUAUGACUACGAUAUCAGCUACGACACCUGGGACGACAGCAGUGAUUCAUUUGUGCUUGGGAGUGAGGAGGACUGUCCUUUAGUUGAAUGUCUUGUCCUUUUAGAACCUCAGUCCAGACUGAACUCUGUGAGACUCUUCUCCUCAUCAGUGGAUGGAGAUCCUCAUUUUGUGGUCCAACUUCCAAAGUUGCACCAGGAUCUGUGUUUCACUGUGGACGGCAGAGCCAACGACGUUCUCAGACUUCUGGAGGAUCCAGAGCGAGGUAUCAUUGUGGACGGUCACCUGAUGGGAGCUCUACCAAAGCCUGGAGCAGAAGGCCGUUCCCGAACGUACUUCGACCGGCUCACCAUCUCAUUACCGGCUGGCAGUUCGGCUGACAUCAUGAUCACCUUGACGCUGGAUGGGGUGGUAGUGGAUGGGGAAGGAAGGGAGACCCUCCCCACCAAUCAGCAGGGAUCUGUGACCAGGCAGGGCGUGACUGUGACCGUGGACAACCAUCAGAGCUGCUGGAUCGAGCUGGCGAAAGGGGUGCGCUUCCUGGUGCUGUUCCAUCACUACAAACACCCCAACUUCCUGCAGAUGGCUCACCUGGGGUUUUACAUCACAGAUGGAAGGGGGCUGUCAAGGUCGACCCAAGGCCUUCUGGGCCAGUUUCAGCACUCUGACAUGACUGUAACCGUGACAACCAAUCGUCACCCCAAAAACAAAGACGGGGUUCAAGCGAGGGGAAUCCUGAGGUGGGCAGCACAGCAGAUGGACGUGACUUUACAGGACAAGUCGRUGAAAGACUCAGUGCAAAAGCGCCACCUGGGCAAAUGCUGGGUGGUUCCCAAGGCGGAGAUCGAGAGACUGCUGAGUCACUCCUAUGAGAGUUACGUGGUGAACAAUAUGUAACCCAAGCCGAGUCCGCUCCACCUGUUGCUGGCCCACAGCAUGGCUCAGGUACCAGGACGCACACAAAGGACGGAGCUGACUGGGAGUCCGCWGGAUAAAAACGACAGACACAGAGGCGGUUGUGAAACAGGAAGGGCUGGGUGGCGCAGCUUGGAGGCAGAAAGAAGAAGUUAGGAAAAUAAUAGUUAAAAUCUACAGUUACUCAAAUAGAGAACUGAACAGAGGCUCUUUAUCUCUCCCUGGAUUCACUUUGUGUCCGUAACAGAGACUCGAUGUGCUUCUGGUCGCUUGGCAACAACAGAUCAUCUAUUUAUGCAGCCGCUUUGAAAGUUAUUUAUUGGAAUGAUCUUAUAUGGCAUUUUACAAUGGCACAAUGGGUCUAUUGCAGAUAGGAAAAACAAAGUACAUUUCUGAUAAAAAACAUUUUCUAGAUUAUGAGUUGAUUUUCAAGUCAAAAAUGUGCUAAAAGUCUCAGAAAUUUUCUACAAAACAAAAGGAAAUUUCGGAGUUUGUAAAGUUGAAAAUUUGCUAGAAAAAAACUCAGA